Lates calcarifer (barramundi perch) is the source of this 1077-nucleotide messenger RNA. RefSeq names its product cocaine- and amphetamine-regulated transcript protein. Bases 279 to 602 code for a protein of 107 amino acids. Gene Ontology annotation, molecular function: neuropeptide hormone activity. The transcript is spliced from 3 exons. The record is from RefSeq and is a predicted model, not a curated record. Gene Ontology annotation, biological process: adult feeding behavior; positive regulation of MAPK cascade; G protein-coupled receptor signaling pathway. NCBI's taxonomy places the organism in Eukaryota, Metazoa, Chordata, Actinopteri, Centropomidae.
UAUAUUCAGCUCCUACAUUUCUUUGUCAAAUAUGUUUUAUAAAAUGUAAAUCCAUCUUUAACCAUCCUUGAUUUCAUCCUGCCCCCUUCCUGUUGAAGAUACAAAGGUGCUGAACAGUGUCACCCAUGUCAAAGUUUGCAUGAAUAUUUCAGAAGCUGAUGUCAACAGCAGCUGUAAAGCAGCUAUAAAGAGGGAGGCUCUCUGCACAGGAGACCUCCGAACCCUCUAGACAGCCACCCACUGAAGAUAAGGACCCUUCCGGUUUGUGUUUCAGCACCAUGGUCAGCGCACGAGCUCUCCUCUUCGCGGCCACCUGCUGCUGCGCCUACCUGCAGCUCGCUCGUGCAGAGGACUCUUCGCUGGAGACGCGCUCGUUGGACUUCCCGCUGAAAACCCAACAGGAAAAAGACCUGAUUGACGCGUUGCAAGAAGUCCUGGAGAAACUGAGGAGCAAGGAGAUGCCAUUAGAGAAGAAGCUUGGCUGGUUGCCCUCGUGUGACGCAGGAGAGCCAUGCGCAGUGCGUAAAGGCGCGCGUAUUGGCACACUGUGCAGCUGUCCCCGGGGGACGUCCUGUAACUUUUAUGUCCUCAAAUGUUUGUGAGUGAAGAGGACAAAAAAGAAAAAAGAGAUGCACGAGAUGACAGGAGUGAGUUCAGGGGUUUGAAGUGACAAGAAGUCCCCUCCUUAGUGUAAGAUAUGCAGAGAGGCUGCUACUGUUGUCAUUCUCUGUGUGAUAAAAAUAAAAAUGUAAUGUAAUAUGUGAUAAAUAAAUGACGUUUUUGUUUUAUAAACGCGGGCUGGAAUAUGUUAGAAUAUGUUUUGAAUAAGUUCAACGGCCUGUGAACGUCUCUCUUUCUGUCAGUGAUUAUGAUCGUGGCACAGGUGGAAGUUAGUUGUGUAGGAUUGUGGCGUCUUAUGACAAACUUUUUGAAAGUGGAUUUUGUCAUAAAUCUAUGUUAUUUCCUGUUUUUGUUUGUGCUUGUUGUUGUUUUUUUUUUGUAAGAAAGAAGAUAGACCAUGAGUUCUGAAAACAUUUGUAAGACGAUGAGGUAAAUAAAUUCAAUUUAAAAUUGGAA